This is a messenger RNA of Bipolaris victoriae FI3, 1854 nucleotides long. RefSeq lists its product as hypothetical. Bases 1 to 1854 code for a protein of 617 amino acids. The record is from RefSeq and is a predicted model, not a curated record. Lineage: Eukaryota; Fungi; Ascomycota; Dothideomycetes; Pleosporales; Pleosporaceae. The transcript has 4 exons. Gene Ontology annotation, molecular function: N,N-dimethylaniline monooxygenase activity; flavin adenine dinucleotide binding; NADP binding.
AUGGCACAAGAUCUCAAUGGUGUAGCCAACGGCGCUCGAUGGGACUAUUCGACACCGGGAUCAAGCGGAUACAACAUUCCGGACAUCGUCUACAAUGACCCCUCAUCGCGUAAGGUGAAAGUUUUGACCGUUGGCGCUGGGCUGUCCGGCAUACAAUUGGCAUACCAGAUACAAAAGUACACGCAAAAUGUAGAACACGUAAUUUACGAAAAGAACCCAGGCAUUGGGGGUACAUGGCUCGAGAACAGAUAUCCAGGAUGCGCAUGCGACAUCCCCUCACACGCCUACACCCUCAACUUUGCACUGAACCCGGACUGGCCCCGCUUCUUUUCCUACGCCCCAGAUAUCCUCAAGUAUCUCGAGAAAGUCUGUGAUGUAUUUGGUCUACGCAAGUACAUGACAUUCAACACGGAAGUGGUGCGAGCAGAAUGGCAGGACGAGGCUGGAAAGUGGAGAGUCACACUGCGGCAGAAGAGCCCUUCAGGCGAGGAGCGAGAAUUCGAAGAGGAAUGUGAUCUCCUGCUGUACGCCUCGGGAAUUCUGAAUAACUAUAAGUGGCCGGGUAUCAAGGGUAUCAAUAGCUUCAAGGGACGCAUAGUGCAUACGGCCGCUUGGCCGCAGGACUACCAGGCCGAGCAGUGGAAGAACGAUCGCGUGGCUAUUAUAGGCUCUGGUGCUUCGUCGAUCCAGACUGUACCCACCAUGCAACCGCACGUUAAGCACAUGGACAUCUUCGUCCGCACGGGUGUUUGGUUCGUCCAGAUUGCGAAUAACUUUGGUCAGAACAAGGAGUACUCGGAGGAAGAACGCGAGGAGUUUCGAAAGGACCCAGGCAAGAUGGUGGCGCAUGCCAAGGAUAUUGAAGAUCAAGUGAAUGGGCUUUGGGGCACCUUUUAUACGGGCAACGAGUUACAGAAGCAGGCCCAGGAUAUGCUUCGGGAAAGAAUGAAGGAGCAUAUCAAAGACGAGCGAUUGUUGCAGGGAUUUACGCCGAAAUUCGAGGUGGGAUGCCGUAGAAUCACACCAGGCGACCCGUACAUGAAAGCCAUUCAAGAACCGAACGUCGACGUACACUUCACCGCCGUCAACGAAAUAACCGAGAAAGGCGUCAUGGGCGCCGACGGCAUCGAGCGAGAAGUCGACACCAUAGUCUGCGCAACAGGCUUCGACGUCACCUACCGCCCACGCUUCCCCAUCAUCGGCAAAAACGGCGUGGACCUCGCGGAAAAAUGGAAAGACGAACCAAAAGGCUACCUCGGCCUCGCAUGCCCAGAAAUCCCUAAUUGGCUCAUGUACAUCGGCCCUACGUGGCCCGUAGAAAACGGAUCGGUGACGGGCCCGCUGCUCGGUGUCGCAGAGUACACCGUGAAAAUCAUCAAGAAGAUGCAGCGCGACCAUAUCAAGUCGUGGGUACCUCGCCAAGACAUUACCGAUCAGUUCAACGAUCACGCACAGGAGUGGAUCAAGCAUACAGUCUGGAAAGGCGAAUGUCGCUCUUGGUACAAGAACAACGACACUGGCCGCGUCAAUGCCGUGUGGCCCGGUUCAUCGAAUCAUUAUUCAGAAUUGAUUGAGACGCCGCGGUACGAGGACUUUGACAUUGAGUACCUGCACAAGAAUCCGUGGGCGCAUCUGGGAAUGGGGUAUGCGGUAUGCAAUGCCAAGUUCCCCAAUAGCGAUGUUAGUCCGUAUUUGCAACUGGAGAAUAUUGAUCCGGAGUGGCUCAAGGCGAUUGGGUAUGAGGGGCCGGCGAAGGAAGUGGGAAAGGUGAGGCAGGAGAAGGAGGAGCCGGUUGUAGAGAGGAAGGGGACGGAUGCGGGUGUUGGGGUGGGUAAUGGGAAUACGUCGACGUAG